This is a messenger RNA of Sesamum indicum (sesame), 1358 nucleotides long. Its product is annotated as Protein phosphatase 2C family protein. Gene Ontology annotation, molecular function: cation binding; protein serine/threonine phosphatase activity. The record is from RefSeq and is a predicted model, not a curated record. Gene Ontology annotation, biological process: protein dephosphorylation. Lineage: Eukaryota; Viridiplantae; Streptophyta; Magnoliopsida; Lamiales; Pedaliaceae.
CUCGUAGCUGCCCGUUAAGCGUAUGAGGAUGAGCGCUCCAACUCCAACGUUGUUGGUCGACCAAAUUAUUUCAUACAGAGGGACAGAGACAGAGACUGAUGAUGAGUGAAUGAUAGAAGAUCUUCCGACACUACCGUACCUAUCUCCUCUUCUGAAUGUACGAUGAAGACUGAUCAAGAACAACAGCAAUCGCAGCCGCCGUCCACCGGGAUUGCCCUGACGGCCCCAACGCAGCAAGCUGCAGCGGAGCUGCCACAUGAAUCACGGCCCAAUACGUCGAUUCAGUCUAAAAAUCCUGAUGCCCUCGUCAGCGGUGGUGGAAUGAGCUUUCUCACUGGAGAUAAAAAGGCAAAGUUAACUUAUGGAUAUUCCAGUUUCAAGGGUAAACGUGCCUCAAUGGAGGAUUAUUAUGAGAUACGGAUGUCAGAAGUUGAUGGCCAGACGGUGGGCCUUUUUGGUGUUUUUGAUGGGCAUGGUGGCUUUAGAACCGCAGAGUACCUCAAGAAAUACCUCUUUCAAAAUUUGAGCAGCCACCCAGAUUUUCUUAGAGACACAAAGUCAGCUAUUGUUGAAGCAUUUAAACAGACAGAUACCAAUUACCUUAAUGAAGAAAAAGGCCAGCAGAAAGACGCAGGUUCAACUGCUUCAACUGCUGUCCUUGUACGUGACAAAAUAUUUGUUGCAAAUGUGGGAGAUUCUAGAGUUGUUGCUUGUAGGGCUGGUUCAGCUAUUCCUUUGUCGAUUGACCACAAGCCUGAUAGGUCUGAUGAACGUGAGCGAAUAGAACAGGCUGGAGGUUUCGUUGUUUGGGCAGGAACAUGGCGUGUUGGUGGUGUUCUCGCUGUUUCGCGUGCAUUUGGAGAUAAAUUACUUAGGCCAUAUGUUGUGGCUGAUCCCGAGAUUCAGGAAGAAGAAGUUGAUGGUGUUGAAUUCAUUAUAAUUGCAAGCGAUGGACUUUGGAACGUCUUAUCAAAUAAGGAUGCUGUAACUAUCGUGCAAGAUAUAGCAGAUGCUGAAGCAGCAUCCAAAAAACUGGUAGAAGAAGCCUAUGGGAAGGGAAGUUCCGACAAUAUCACCUGCGUGGUUGUUCGAUUUGAGAAGUCAUGAGCAGGCAACAAUAUCGCAUUGUUGGCUCUCCGUUAUAGACUUUUUGUCAUAAAUUCCUCAAUUACAGACGAGUUUUCAUAUGAUUUUAUUUUUGCUGCAGACUAAAACUUUAAUAGGACAAAUGGUUAAGUUGCUGGCAUUGUAAACUAGAUGAUUCUUGUCUCUUUGUCCGCUGGACCAUAAUCCUUGUAAGAUCUUAAUAUUUUUCUUUUCUACUAAAGAAACAAUUACCUCACCAGGUUUCAUUUUUA